GUGUCUGUGUGUGUGUGUUCAGUGCUGAAAGAGGAGCUGAAACAUUCCCUUGAGGAGUUACAGAAAACGACAGAGGCAAAAGAGAAGCUAACUCAGCAGCUGAUGCAGCAGAGGAGGCGGAGUGAGGAACAGCUGUCCCAACAGCAAGACUCUGAGAAGGAGCACAGAGGAAAAAUACUCAGGUUAAAAGAUGAGUUGGAGGCGAAACACGAGCGGUGGUUAUCAUGCCAACAAAGGAGCGACACCAUACAGGAGCAGCUGUCAUCGUGGCAACAGAGACAGGAAGAAACAAAACGGAAGUACCGCGCAGCAGAAGAAGAAGUGGCACGACUGAGGGAAGCCCUGGAGAAAGUCCAGCAGGAAACGAGAGCGCUGAGGAAAGAAAGAGACAUAUUGAUAGACUCCCAUGGCAGAACCCUGGAAAAGAUGGAGGACGACUGCAGGCAGCAACUGGCUUCAAAGCUGGCUACUACCCUGGAAGAGCAGAGGACCCAGAGUGCGUUGCAGCUGAGGGAGCAGAUGGAGGAGCUUCACAGGGAGGUGGAGCUGGAGCUGACCAUCGACAGGGAGAAGAACCGACUGCUGCUUCUACGUCACCAACGAGACAGCGCGCAGCUUCAGCAGAAGUUGAAGCAGAGAGAGCAGGAGCUGGGAGGACUAAAAGAGGAGUUGCUGCGGGAGAGGAGGAGCAGGGAGGAGGAGAGGAGGACACAAGUGGAGCAGAGGAGGAGGAGAGAGGAGGAGACACAUCAGCAGCUACAGCUCUCCCAACAGCAGGAGGUGCUACAGCUGAGCGAACUUAAGCUGACAAAUGAGAGGAAUGCUGAACUACUAGAAGAGGUGGCGUUACUCCAGGAGACAGUGAGGAGAGAGUGUCAGGAGAGGGAGGAGCUGACCGCGGCUCUGUCUACAGCUCAGGUGGAGCUCCUUGGUCUGCGCUCCCCUUCGUCUCAUCAGGCCUCCACCAGGUCUCCUCCAAACCCCACAGAGAGACAUACACCCCCGGGAAACAAGCAUUUCCAACUCCAGAGUCAAGGCCGGGCUCCUCUUUCCCGCUCUUCGACCUCCCCAAACACCCUACGACCCUCCCCUGCCCGCACAGACAAAGGCAGGGGCGGCACAGAUGGAGAAGAAGCAGGGAAGAGUGUGGAGUCCUGGAAUGGUGGUGGGUUGUCAGGGGAAGAGAAACAGCGAGAGGGGACCUUACCCAGACUGAAAGCAAGCAGCACAGUGAGAGAAGGCCAGAGUAAGGUCCCUUCACUGAUGUGGAGGAAGGAGAGACAGUAACAGGCUAAACAAAAUCAUCAGGAUAGACAUUAUUUUAGUGUUAUUUCAAAAUAGCAUUUAUUGAAUUAUUUAUCUUUUAUAUUUAAUAAAGCCUUUUAGACAAAUAUCCCACAAGAUGCCGUCCUCUAAAAGUACAUACAAACAGUACGUGCACAUUGCCGCACACUUGAUACACCAGCCACAACUGCUGAGUCCUGUUCGCACAACCAGCAAACUCCCAGGACGCAGAACCUCCGACAGACGUGCACUUGUUUUCUCACAACCCGCCUCACGCAGUCUCAGUGGCACGCACAGGAUUUCACAGACAAACACCCGAGCACGCACAAAUACCCACGCACACAGACAUUUACACACAGUCUGUCACAAGGGCAGCGCUGAAGGAGCAUGACAGCAUGUCCCUUGCCACCCAUGGACACACACAAAAGGCAGGCAAACACAAAAGAAACUGUAAGGCAGCAAGUGCAACCCCCCCCAGACACACACACACACACGCACAACAAUUACCCAGCCCUCUCCCCUCAGGCAUUGUGUGUUAUUGACAUCAUUCACUCCGUGCAAGGUCUUUCCAUCCCUCCCUCUUCCUCUCCCUCAACAUUUGGGAUGAAAUGGCAUGAUGGGAGAAGAGUGUGUGGGAGUAUUUGAGAGUGUGUCUGAGUGUGUGUGCGUGCGUGUGUGUGUGUGUGUGUGUGUGUGUGUGUGUGUGUGUGUGUGUGUGUGUGUGUGUGUGUGUGUGUGUGUGUGUGUGUGUGUGUGUGUGUGUGUGUGUGUGUGUGUGUGUGUGUGUGAGAGAGACAUGUUACUGAUUUCCCCACUUACUGGCACACAUGGAAAGCUUUUGGUUUAACUUCCCUGCAUCCUCUCUUCUAAUCUGCCUACGAGACAAUACCCUUCGUUCAUGCUGUAAAAACUUGUAAUGAUUUUAUUCAGCCAAAGUUUCCUGUUUGCCAAAACACACACAUAUCUGCUGCGUCUGUGUGGAGAGGACACGCCGUAACGCAGAACAAGGAACAUUCUGUGCCAUCGAAGCCUUGUUUUCUACCUCUUCUGUUGUUUCCAGAUGGGGAAAUGGGAAAUUUCCUAUCGCACAUAAACUGAUUGAUGUUUUCCUCUUAACUUGCAUUGCUGAUAAAAAAAUGAAUUGAACUUUUUAAAUGUCAUUGAGUAACGUCCGUUGACAUCUUUGAUGACGAUUUUCUAAUUAAUCUUAAUGACACCAGAAAAACCUUUCAGAUGCUGUGGGCUGUUGUUAUUUCAUUGAGAUAUGGAAUGAUUCUUCAACUUCAGUUUAAAGCUUCAAUACAGAGUGAAUCACUUUAUAAAAAUAAACCGUACAUAUUCCCCUGAUGUGAUUUACAGUAUGAGGUAACGCUAACAUUUGUUUUGCAGCUGACGUCUUGUUGCCUUCCGGUGUUUGAGUGUGUGCUGGUGUGUGACCUUGUGUCUGUUUAUUCAUUGCACGACACUUUGCCGUGUGUGUGUGUCUGGUGUGUUUGUAUGUGUGUGUGUGUGUGUAUCGCCGGUGAGUUAUUGUUUCUGGCCUAAAAACAUCACUGCUUGCUUUUUGUCAUCAUGUACUGCCAGUGAAGGACAUCGAUUGUGCGGUCGACAUCACAAUGAAGAGUGUGUGCCCAUUUUUCAAAGGGGAAGACUUCACUUGUAAGGAUGUGCCCUGUAGUGACUGCUAGUCCUGGUCGAGGGACUAAUAAUUAUUUAACAAGAAAACUUGACAGUAGGGCUGAGGAACAGAACAAUAUCAAUAACUAUCACAAUAUAAUUUCAAUCAAUAGCAUUAUGACAAAAGUCCUAUAUAUUGUAUAUUGUAAAUAUAUACUUAUAAGUACAAUGAGGAGGUUAAACAUAAUCGAUCUUCCUCAAAUUUGUAAGAGUUUUCCUGUUUAUCAAGUGAUUGUUAUUCCUGGCUCAUGAAUCUGAGUUUAAAACCACAACUUUCACUCAGGAGCAAACGUCUGACUUUAAACUUAAGGCAGUUGGAGGCAGUAUGUUGUUGUUUUUUGGUUUCCUUUUUGGAGCAAGAGGGCAAUAACACGUUUAAUCGGGUAUUAACGAGACAUGGAUGUGUAGCAUCAGCUUGUUUUGAUGUGAGAUGUCAGGAUGAGCAAAAAGUAAGAUUUACACAUUUAAAUAUGACAUAACAAUAGUCUCUAAAUUCUGCACGAUUACUUGCACGAGUUAAGCCCCUUUUCCACUGGUCGAAGAACCUACUAACAUCCGCUGACAUCUGGCUUUUGUCUCCAAAGGGAAUGGAUUCAAUCAGCAUUGAUUAGCAGUAGAUAGGGGUCUUUUAUCUGCAAAGAUGGAAACGUGAAACCCGGGUGAACACACAAAUUUGGCAUGAAAGGUGAGAGAGGGCCUCAGCUGUCAGUGCGUUUCAGACGUUGAUCAUGUCGCGUUGGGGGAAGAAACCGAAAGGCAAACUCCUCUAGUGGCAAUAGAAAAGGACACAAACCCAUAAUGAUGUAUGGACCAUAGACUGUAUAUAUACAAUAUAUGUAUAUAUUUUAAAAAGAGAAAACACAAAUCUAAAAAUGUGACAUUUUAUAAAAAUAUAUCAAUUUAAUUAUUCAAACCUAUUUGUUUUAAAUAAGUCAACCAAAUCUAAUGAAAUAUAGCCAUAUGAUAAUUACAAAAUAUGUAUAAAUGUGAAUCUAAUUUCUUUAUGUAGGUAUUUGCUGAUGCUACCAUUUGUGUUACAUAUUAUUUCUAUACAUCUUUACAUGUAUAUAUAGAUAU
Molecule: messenger RNA, 4038 nt
Organism: Pleuronectes platessa (European plaice)
Lineage: Eukaryota; Metazoa; Chordata; Actinopteri; Pleuronectiformes; Pleuronectidae
Gene: lekr1
Product: leucine, glutamate and lysine rich 1
Exons: 7
Coding region: 103-1287 (394 amino acids)
Source: RefSeq, a predicted model, not a curated record